AUGAGUAGGAGUGACCGAGCUAACAAAGCCCUAGUUCAGCCUAUUGUGGGUUUUCGUAUUUUCAAAUUUAUUUUUAGACUGUUAUUUAUGAAAACACCAGUUCAAAUCUGGCUCUAUGAACAGAGUAAUAUGCGAAUCGAAGGCAGGAUUGUUGGUUUCGAUGAAUACAUGAACCUCGUUCUGGUGGAAGCCUGCGAAAGACAUAUGAAGUCUGGGGCCAAGAAAAUGAUUGGUCGUAUCCUCCUUAAGGGUGAAACUAUCACUCUUAUUCAAAAGCUUCCUCAAUAG
Hydatigera taeniaeformis is the source of this 288-nucleotide messenger RNA. The record is from the annotation of a GenBank genome assembly. Lineage: Eukaryota; Metazoa; Platyhelminthes; Cestoda; Cyclophyllidea; Taeniidae.